AUGCAGAUUUCCGGACUUUUCUCCAUCCUUGCUGUCGCUGGUGUUGCGGCCGCCCUUCCUCAGGGUACUCCUACCUUGCCCUCGGGCACCACCAACACCACAGCAUCGGCGACUGCCACCGCGACCUGCUCCCCGGGCCCCGCUAUCGAGUACACCGUUGUCUCUGGCGACACUCUGACAAAGAUUUCCCAGAAGUUCAGCUCUGGCAUCUGCGACAUCUCUUACGCCAAUGGCCUUGCUAACCCCAACUUCCUUUCCCUCGGCCAGGUCCUCAAAGUACCUACCCAAGUCUGCAACCCCGACAACACCUCCUGCUUGGCCAAGGAUGGUGACGCCACCUGCGUCAAGGAUGGCCCCACCAAACACACGAUUGUUUCUGGUGACACUUUCUUCCUCGUCGCCCAGAGAUACGGCCUCGACGUGAACGCUCUUCUCAACGCCAACCAAGGUGUUGAUCCUCUCCUGCUCCAGCCUGGCGACAGCAUCAACAUUCCCGUAUGCUAA
Colletotrichum spaethianum is the source of this 504-nucleotide messenger RNA. Its product is annotated as intracellular hyphae protein 1. Lineage: Eukaryota; Fungi; Ascomycota; Sordariomycetes; Glomerellales; Glomerellaceae. The record is from RefSeq and is a predicted model, not a curated record. The transcript has 2 exons. The coding region runs from base 1 to 504 and encodes 167 amino acids.